CUAGGUUAGAUGAAUUUUGUCCAUAUUGAUUGGAAACCAGUUGUCAGGUUUUAAUAUUUAUUUAACAUAAAGAACAUAUUUUUUUAUUAUUUUAGCAUAAUGAACAACAAAAUAAACGGUGCUAGUAAAAGUAUUGCUAUAUCUAAUAAAAAUAUAUUGGAAAAUAACCAUUAUAUGCCUCCUUCUGGACUCUCUUCAGAAGGUCUUUGUGAUUGUAAUAAACAAAUUGAAAUAAUUGUGAAAGCUAAAGGCCUUAAACGUAAAUCAACAAUGGUUAUGAGCAAUCCAACUAGUCAUAAAAGUAUAGAAGAAAAAAAAAGACCUGGUAAUAGUGGUGAUGUCCACCAAAGUUGGGGUAAAGCUUUAAUAGAACAAAAUAAAGCAGUUAUAAAACAAGGUUUGCAACAAUUUCAGACAAGAACAACAGGUUCAAAAUCAUUAAAACAUAGUAGUGAAACUAAAGAAAUUAAAAAGCAUUCCUUAAAUCAUCAAAAACCAAAUCAUAAACAUUUAGAUGAAUUGCCUAUCAAACAAUCAGCUUCUCAAAAAAGGAUAGAAGAACAUAUAAAAUCUAUACCACGAACUGCAAAUCCUUCAAGUACAUCAAUUCCAAGUACUGUGGAAUCUAUUAUAGUUUAUGAUAAAGGUGUACAAUGUGAUGGAACACUUGAUUAUUUUGAUGAUAGAUUUGGUGUUUUUAAUCCAGUUCGUACAUUACAUUUUUUAAUAAAAGAAUUAGAACAUUUGGUUAAAGACGAUAAAGCUAAUAAGAUUCUUACUAAUAUGGAACAAGCAUUAUUAAGAAUAUCAAUGGAACCUGGUAAACCACCUAUUGUGCAGGAGUUAGAAACUAAAUCAGAAACGACUAGACAAAUGAGUUUAAUGUGUGAUGCAUUACAAAAUGAAAGAGACUCUUUAGUGAGACAAAAUCAGGAAAUAUGCUCUUUAUUGCACGAAAAUCGUGAAAAGCAGUUAGAUCUUGAAAAAACUGUAAAAACAUUAAAACAAGAAUUAGAAGAAACUGUUAAAAUUAGAGAUAAAACAAUAAUUGAAUUAAAAGAAAAGAUUAAAAAUUAUGAAUUUUCGCAAAAAAUUAUAUCGGACUUAAGAAUGAAUCUCGCUGAACAAAAGGAACUUUUAAGUCAAAGAUAUUUAGAAGUGCAAUGUAUAACUCUUGAAAAAGACAAAUUCUCAGCUUUAUCAUUGUAUAAAGAUUCUUUAUUAAAUGAUCUUCGUAAUCAAAUCAAGGAAUUGCAAAAUUGUAUCGCUGAUCAAUUAUGUAAUUUAAAAGAUAGUUAUAUUCAAGAAGAAUGUCCAAAUCCACAAAUUUCAUUGGUACAUGGAGGUCGUGUAUGUUCAUCACCUACUUCUACUUCUUCACGUGAUUCAAAUAUACGUACUUCUUGGCACGAUAUAUCAGAUAUUUCUUUAUCCACGGAUCACAAUCCGUCUAAAAUUAGAAAUGCACAAGAUUUAUUACAUAUGUCAGAUAAAAUUCCAGCUUUUUUAGAAAUCCAAGGCGAGACCUCAGAAAAUAAACGAACUAAGAAUAUUAAGGAAGCUUCAACCAAAGAUUCCGCAAAUUUAGACUUCAUUAGUUUACCUGCUGGAGAAUCCUCACUUACACUUUUACCUUCUUAUAAAGAUCUUGGUUGUACAGAGAUCAGUAAAUCUGUUAAUAAAGGGGAUGGUGAUGUAAUAACAUUUAGUAAAAAAAAUGAUAAUUUAGAUAAUUUUAAAAAUACUAAUAAAAUAUCAUCAUUGGAACAUUUAAAUUAUUCUCUUGAAAAAAUUCAAAAAAAAGAAACUGAUAUAAAAGAAUCAAGUAGAAUUAAAAAGUCUUUAGAAUCAAAUAAAGAAGAAAGUUCUGAAAAAAAAUCUAUUGUGAAUGAAGAUAAUACUAAUAUUCUAAAAGAUAAUUUGACUCAUAAUUUAAUAAGCUCUACUAUAACAGAACAAUUUCAAAAUAUAUUUCAAGAUAUAAGAAUUCAAAGUAGAAUGCCUGUUAAGGUACCCAGUCCACCAAGGAAUUAUCCUAAUCCUGAAUGGAGUGAUAGUACUUUACCCAGUAUCAGUACUGUUUCAGGGAUAUAAAUGUGAUAUAAAUUUUUCUCUCAUUGACAUUUUAAGCUUAUAUUAAAUCUUUUGUAAAAGAAUCUUAUUGUGCAGUCAUACUUUUUAUCAAAAUAGAUGGUUUUAAAAGAUUUAAAAAUUAUAUUUUUAUAAUUUCAACAUGAUAUAAUAGUAUAUUUUUAAAUAAUAAUUUAUAAAAAAUAUAGAAAAUAUACAUUAUAUCAAUUAUAUUGAUUUCUAA
Apis florea (little honeybee) is the source of this 2314-nucleotide messenger RNA. RefSeq lists its product as uncharacterized. Lineage: Eukaryota; Metazoa; Arthropoda; Insecta; Hymenoptera; Apidae. The record is from RefSeq and is a predicted model, not a curated record.